This is a messenger RNA of Drosophila ficusphila, 1260 nucleotides long. Its product is annotated as glycine-rich protein DOT1. The transcript is spliced from 2 exons. Lineage: Eukaryota; Metazoa; Arthropoda; Insecta; Diptera; Drosophilidae. Bases 12 to 692 code for a protein of 226 amino acids. The record is from RefSeq and is a predicted model, not a curated record.
UGGCCAGGGAGAUGCAUUCAGUCGCUGGUUCCCCACUCGGAAGCAACCAAAUUCACUCCACUCUACUCUACUCAACUCUUCCCCCAACAAACACACACACCCGACUCGUCGCUAUGAACUCCUUCUCAGUGUUCUUAGUGUUCGCCCUGGCCGCCUUGGCUGCGGCGGAGCCUCCAUCCGGAUAUAACUAUCCUCGUGGCGGAGGCGGCGGUGGCGGCGGAUUCGGAGGCGGCUUCGGCGGCGGCUUCGGAGGCGGACUCGGAGGCGGCGGCGGUGGUGGCGGAGGCGGCUACCAGGCUGUGAGCGGCGGCUUCCAGACCUCCGAGGGCCAGAACGUGGACCCGCAGCUCCUGGAGCAGGUGCGCCAGAUCCUCCUGAACGAGGAGAGCAAGCAGGGCGGCGGCGGCGGAGGUGGAGGCGGUGGUGGCGGCGGUGGCUACCCCAGCGGGCCGUCCACCAGCUACGGCCCUCCGUCCUCCAGCUACGGAGCUCCCGGCAUCGGCGGCGGCGGCGGCGGCCGCGUGGUGGGCAUCGACCUGGAGGGCGUGCGCCAGGCCAUCCAGGUGGCCCAGUUCGCCCAGCAGAGCUCCCAGCAGGGCGGCGGUGGCGGAGGCGGUGGAUACCCCAGUGCCCCGUCCGGAUCCUACGGAGCCCCCUCGAGGCCCAGCGGCAGCUACGGAGCGCCCUUCUAGGUCCUCAUAUCCGAAGGUCUCACUUCCGAACGACACUCUCUCUGCCAAAAAUGAAUACCGACGGACACGUAACCGACACAGACGACACCAACACCAACACCCACACCAGUCCCAAUGCCAAUUUGGUGUUUGGGCAUCCUGGAGUCCCAGAAAAGGAAGUGCCGAUCCGCUCUGAUCCCGAGAGAACUGGUGAUCGUUCCCCCCUGACCCCUUCCAAAACUCAGCGACUGUACCUCUCGUUUCCCGAAACACUCCGACUCUACGUUCUCCCGAAAACCCAAACUCAAUUUCGAAUUCGGGGCUUCGUUUUGGCCUUUUUUGUAACCCUUGUAAAUAGUUUUCUCACACUACACGAAUACAAGAAAACCCUAAAACGAAGACCACAAGACACCAACACCCACAACACCGAGAUGGAAAAACACCCCAGACAGUGUUAUAACGCAUUAUUAGCUCGUAAGUGUUUUUAUUUUAUAUGAAACAAACAAAGAAACAACAAAAAAAAUAUGAAAACAAUAAAAAAAAUAGUAAAUUUUGUCACCGUUAAACGACUGCAAGCUUUUCAUUUCAA